Belonocnema kinseyi is the source of this 969-nucleotide messenger RNA. RefSeq names its product acidic mammalian chitinase-like. The coding region runs from base 1 to 969 and encodes 322 amino acids. The record is from RefSeq and is a predicted model, not a curated record. Gene Ontology annotation, biological process: chitin catabolic process; carbohydrate metabolic process. Lineage: Eukaryota; Metazoa; Arthropoda; Insecta; Hymenoptera; Cynipidae. Gene Ontology annotation, molecular function: chitin binding; chitinase activity. The transcript is spliced from 4 exons. Gene Ontology annotation, cellular component: extracellular region.
AUGACUAAUGAAUAUGAAGGUAUGGGCACAAAUGCGUUCCAAGGGCCCAACGAUCUACAGAAAAAAAAUAGACACUUUAAAACAUUCGUCGCAAUGCAGGAUGCCAUUUGGGAUGGUUCUCAUAAAAAUAAUAAAAAUAAAAUAUUGUUUGAUCCGGCUCUAAGAGAAAAACUUGUUGAUAAUAUUUUAAACUUCGUGGAAAAACAUAAGUUCGACGGUAUCGACCUGCAAUCGCAAUAUUUAACUCAUGAAAGUGCCGAUGCUCCUGAUAAGCAGAAUUUCGUUUUACUCUUAAAGGCACUCAAAGAAAAAUUCGACAAAAAAGGUUUACUUCUCGCUUUAGCAGUUGAAGGUAUCGAAUCAAUUGCUAAGAAAUAUGAUAUUACAGGAAUAUCGAAGUAUGUAACCUUUAUAAAUUUGAGAGCUUACAAUUUGCACGGAGAUCUUUACACAGAUGGCAAAAUUUUGAAAUCUGGUCAUCUUGCUCCACUGUAUCAUUCAUCCAAAGAAAAUGCGGAGGAUCAAAAAUUGAAUGUCGAUUUCAUUGUCAAAUACUGGAUUUCGAAAGGUGCUCCACCACACAAGUUAAUACUAGGAACUACAUUUAAGGGAAUGUCCUAUACUUUAGCUAAUGCAAAAAAAGUUGGUAGGGACGCACCAUUUGUCGAUGCUGUAAAAAAAAGGUCAUCAACGACAAGCUAUAUGGGUACUUGCCGAUAUGAAAAAGACCCUGAAUGGAAACUAAUCUACGACAAAGAACAACAAGUCCCAUAUAUCAUCUACCAAGGAAAGGAAGUUGUUGGCUAUGAAAAUGUUGCCUCCAUCAAGAAAAAGGCUGAAUAUGCUAAAAGCAUGAAGCUCGCUGGUGUAUUCGUGGAUAGUUUAGAAGACGAUGAUUUCAGUGGUAACUGCGGAGGAAGCAAGUACCCACUUCUGAAAACUGUGAACAAAGUCCUCAACAAAUGUUAA